Messenger RNA from Trematosphaeria pertusa, 2567 nucleotides. RefSeq lists its product as uncharacterized. The record is from RefSeq and is a predicted model, not a curated record. Bases 43 to 2448 code for a protein of 801 amino acids. The transcript has 4 exons. Gene Ontology annotation, biological process: DNA-templated transcription; regulation of DNA-templated transcription. Lineage: Eukaryota; Fungi; Ascomycota; Dothideomycetes; Pleosporales; Trematosphaeriaceae. Gene Ontology annotation, molecular function: zinc ion binding; DNA-binding transcription factor activity, RNA polymerase II-specific; DNA binding.
CAACAUUCGACCGAGAUGGAGCGAAGAUGAGUGCGCGAAGAUAUGCCCGAACAAGUGCUGCCGCAGUCGAGAGUGGUCCGCAGGAGAAAUCCACGCCCCAUCAAUUCGUGCGUCGAGUGUCGCACACGUAAAAGCAGGUGCUCGAAGACCCAUCCUUGCCAGAACUGCACCGCCUUUGGACGAGAAUGCGUCUUCAUCACUGUUCCCGAGUCGGCGGCGCGCAAGAAGCAGCGCGACAGGGAGCACGCUUCGAGAUCGAGCAUCGACUGGACGCAGCCCAUUCCUUUGCGCACGCAGCCGAGCCAGAAUGCCGCCACACAGGCCGAAAGCUCCAAUACUGCCAGCACAACCACGCCGGGAACUCCACCGCGAGAUUACGAAUGGGAGGCGUACCAGCAGCAUGUUCAGACGGAUGGCGAUACGUGGGAAAAAUUACCCGCGGAGCCUGAGGAGACGCCCGACGAUGUGUACGAGGAUGAGAACGACGACGAGGAUGAGAUCGCGACUGAUCUCACCAUCCGGAUCGGAAGGAUGAUUAUCUGUGAGAAUAUCACUGGAUUCUUCCGGCCUCAGUAUGCUGAAGAGCUUGGAAAGCUUCUUGUAGAACAUCCGCCUCCUUCCGCAUCGGUUGCGGGCCAAAGAGCACCGCAGUCUUCAGCUCUGCUGUCUGCGGAGCAGAUGCCAUCUCUGGCACCUUCACUCAACCUAUUGAUUGGAGGCUCCAUGCCUCUUCCUUCAAGCAACGACAUUGAGCCGCCUUCGCUACCUACUAGGAUAGAGGCAGAGUCUCUAUUUCAAAGAUAUUUAGAAGCGGUCAGCCCGUUGGCCCACGUUCUACAUAUUCCGUCGUUCAAGCGACUCUUCGAACGUUUUUAUGUGAACAUCGAGAUCGGUAAUCCGAACCAGAACUCCUGCACUGCUCUCAUCUUAGCUGUUUGCAUGGCUGCCGCUGCGUCCGUAUCUCCGCUCCAAGCAAAGUCACAGUUUGGCAUCACCAAAGAGGACCUAUUCUUGAGGCUGCAGAAGGCCACGGAACGCGCACUUCUCCGUGCCAACUGGGCGAAAACUUCAAACAUCAGAACCCUUCAAGCGCUUACAAUAUAUCUCAUACCUCUCUGUAGAGCGCAGAUCUCCCGCGCAACAUCCGUCGUCGUAGGCGCCCUCGUCCGCCUCGCUCAAUGCAUUGGCAUCCACCGCCUGAGCCACAAUUCGGCGAACAGCCUGACCCCCCUGCAGCGCCAUGUGCGCUCCCUCCUCUGGUACCAAAUCUGUUUCUUGGACUUCAAGACUGCCGAGGCCCAAGGCCCCCAUCCUUCCAUCCGAUCCGACGACUUCGACAUCCCGCUUCCGCUCAACGUCGACGACGACGUGUUUGAGUUUGGAUCCCCGAAAUGGCAGCAUCAGCCGGCGCCCGUGCAGGGCUGGACCGAUGUCACGUUGAGCUUGAUCCGGUAUGAGUGUAAUGAGAUUCAUCGGCUUAUUUUCCGCGGGAGAAUCGAGAUGGAUCGGAAGGCUAUUACACUGCAUGAUCUCCGUGCAAGGGUUGAAGCAAGAAAGAGACAGAUUCAUUCGAAGUACUUGCGGUAUCUGGAUGCUUCCGUCCCCAUCCAGCGCUACGCCGGCCUCGUAGCGACCCUCCUCAUGUCGCGCUGCGACUCCAUGCUCCUCUACCGCCACCUCCCGCAAACCACCCUGCAACCACGCUCAGACUCGGAAAACCGCCUGCGCGACGUGCUCCUUACCGCCGCUCUAACAACCCUAGAGAUUGGCGCCACGCUUGAUACCCUCCCCUCCCUUAGCUCCUGGGCCUGGUACAGCACUACCUUCCAGCAAUACCACGCGGUCCUCCUGCUCCUCACUGAACUCUAUCGGACGCCGGAAUUAGCAAGGAAAGAGCGGAUGAUGACCAUAAUCGACCACAUCUUCGGCCACUGCUACGGCGUCGGCGUCCGCGAGCGCUGCUCAGACCUCCUCUGGACCGUCAAAGAAAACCUCGAAGCCUUCUACAUCAUGAAAGGCAUCCCCAAGAAACACGCCGCCCCGCCGCAACAACAUCCCACCCUGCAACCCCUCCACCAACAGCAAACCUCAACCGGAGCGUCCACCACCCCAGACCUCUCUAGUCAAAUGGUAAUGACGGGCUUGCAAACACCCAUGGAUAGUCUAAACGUCGAUUUUGAGUCGCUCCUCGGCGGGCUAGGCGCUGGUGGUGCAGGAACGGGACAGAGCGCCGAAGAUUUCGAUACGUUUCUCGCGGGCAUGCAGGCGAACGACCAUGGGGCGAUUUUCGUGCCGGUUGAUACGGCGAGCGCGAGUGGCGCAACGGGCGGUGUGCCUGUUGGUGGCGAGUGGGGUGAUGGCGUGGGGACGGGGACUACGAGCCCGAAUGGCAGCGGCCUACAGCAAUGGGAUAAUUGGUCGUUCCCCGCUCAGAAGUUUGAAUCAUAGAUUAUGCGACAUGGAAGGUUUGUUUGCCCGUGCUGCGGUUCAUGACUGUACGAGUAGAUACAUAGUUAUAUGGUAGAUAGGGGUUUAUAGUACUUCAAUGCUACGAAUCAAAUAUAAAA